GACCACCUGGGAGGAGGAGACAGAAAGCGGGUGGGCUUUGGCCCUGGGCAGGGUUUCUCGGCCUGACCAAUGGCCUCGAGAGGGUGGGGCCAGGUGGUAGCCAGCAGGUCAGGUGAGCAGUGCCCGGGGACACUUUGGUACAGGCUCUGUGGAGGAGCCAGGCCUCGGGCCUCCUGGAGUUCCUGCAGCCUUGACAGGAAGCCUGGGGAGCCGUGUCCAGCAGGGACCCAACUUCACACCGCAGCCCAGGAGAAACUGCCUGGUCCACCUCCUGGCCACUGUAGGUGGCCCUGGCUUGGGAUUCUUCCCGGGGGCCUGCUCAGAGCCAAGAGGGGCGAGGGCAGGUCGGGGCAACGCCAAGUCCCACAGAGGCCGGGACUCAACUGACCUUGAGGUCGACCCUAGAGCACUUGAAUCUGGCUCAUCAUAGAGACCCCCCAGGAUGACAAGGUCCAACGGAGCUCAGAGUCACAGCCAGGCAGGCCAGGGGCUCAGGAAGGAGGCCCUCAGGUCCCAGGCCUCCUCCAAUGGGUGGAGAGUCUGAGUGUGUCCACUCCGAGGUCCCUCUUGCUGACCUCACAAACCCCUGCACCCAGGGCCAAAGAGGAGGAUGGCCCUACCUGCUCCGUCCUGCAGAGAUGGAGAUGGGGACAGCCACGUCCUCCAAGGUCAUCAGUGGAUUCCAGAAGUGGGGCUUUUAAAGAUCAAACCUCCCAAGUUUUCAGUAGUGCCAAUUAGCUCAGAGUAGCUCCCAGUCACCGUCGGGGGGAGCGGGCCUGUGCCACGGCCCCUGCGUAGCGGCCGGAGACCCCCGUUUCCUCAUCUAUAAAGUAGGAACACAAUAGUUGUGACCCUGGGAUUGAGGGACAAGCACCCAGGCCCCGCCCCCAACCUCCCACACGCCCGGCCUCUGGCGGGGCCACCUAGCUGGCCACACUGAGGUCACCCCGCCACCCGGAGCCUCCACUUCUCCCCAGGGGGCCCCUAGACACACGGCUGCUGCCUUGGGCCAGGCCCGAGGGUGUGGGAGGCAGGGAGACGCCCACUUGGGGACCCUGCAGGGGGAGCAGGCGGUGGAGCAGAGCUGGGAGGGUGGGCCUAGCCGGCGCCUGGUACACAGUAGGUGCUCCAUAAAUGUUUAUUGAAUGAAUGAAUGGAGGCCAUGCAGGCAGAGGCAGCCGUGGCGCGGGCACUGGUGAAAGCAGGCCCAGUGGAGACUGGAACCAGGUGACCGAUGGGGCGCUUCCCUCCUGACCCCGUCUCUUGUGCCCUUGGUGCCGCUCUCCAGUCUCCUGUGGGGAUCUUCUGAAGUUCUGAGCCCAGAACCUGAGGAGGAAGAGGAGGAGGAGGAGGAGGAGCAAGUCGAGGCCGAGAGCCGUGGUCCUUCCCACCCGGAGGCCAGGAGCCGGCCAGCAGCAGGCUCUGGGUGCCCGCACCCUGGCCAGGCCCCCUGCCUGCUGGUAGCUCCCCGGCCCAGCUGUUGGCACCCGCCGUGCCCACCUUGCCUGGGGCCCCCACGCUGGGGGUCGCCCCCAAGAUGGUGGCGGCCCCCGGGAGGACUGUGCCGCCAGCCCCAGCCUCUGGCCGCUAGGCACCCCAGCUUGGCCCUCCGCUCAGCCCUCCGAGGCCCGCGCCAUGCUGCGCCUGGGGCUGUGCGCGGCCGCGCUGCUCUGCGUGUGCGGGCCGGGGGCCGUGCGUGCCGACUGCUGGCUCAUCGAGGGGGACAAGGGCUACGUGUGGCUGGCCAUCUGCAGCCAGAACCAGCCGCCCUACGAGACCAUCCCGCAGCACAUCAACAGCACGGUGCACGACCUGCGGCUCAACGAGAACAAGCUCAAGGCCGUGCUCUACUCCUCGCUCAACCGCUUCGGGAACCUCACCGACCUCAACCUGACCAAGAACGAGAUCUCCUACAUCGAGGACGGCGCCUUCCUGGGCCAGUCCAGCCUGCAGGUGCUGCAGCUGGGCUACAACCGGCUGAGCAACCUGACCGAGGGCAUGCUGCGCGGCAUGGGCCGCCUGCAGUUCCUCUUCGUGCAGCACAACCUCAUCGAGGUGGUGACGCCCACCGCCUUCUCCGAGUGCCCGAGCCUCAUCAGCAUCGACCUGUCCUCCAACCGCCUCAGCCGCCUGGACGGCGCCACCUUCGCCAGCCUGGCCAGCCUGAUGGUGUGCGAGCUGGCCGGCAACCCCUUCAACUGCGAGUGCGACCUCUUCGGCUUCCUCGCCUGGCUCGUCGUCUUCAACAACGUCACCAAGAACUAUGACCGGCUGCAGUGCGAGUCGCCCAGGGAGUUCGCAGGCUACCCGCUGCUCGUGCCCCGGCCCUACCACAGCCUCAACGCCAUCACCGUCCUGCAGGCCAAGUGCCGCAACGGCUCGCUGCCCGCCCGGCCCCAGAGCCACCCCACGCCCUACUCCACCGACGCCCAGAGGGAGCCCGACGAGAACUCGGGCUUCAACCCCGACGAGAUCCUCUCGGUGGAGCCGCCGGCCUCGUCCACCACAGACGCCUCCGCGGGGCCCGCCAUCAAGCUGCACCACGUCACCUUCACCUCGGCCACCCUGGUGGUCAUCAUCCCACACCCCUACAGCAAGAUGUACGUCCUGGUCCAGUACAACAGCAGCUACUUCUCGGACGUCAUGACGCUCAAGAACAAGAAGGAGAUCGUGACGCUGGACAAGCUGCGGGCGCACACCGAGUACACCUUCUGCGUGACCUCGCUGCGCAACAGCCGCCGCUUCAACCACACCUGCCUGACCUUCACCACGAGGGACCCGGUGCCCGGGGACCUGGCGCCCAGCACCUCCACCACCACCCACUACAUCAUGACCAUCCUGGGCUGCCUCUUCGGCAUGGUCAUCGUGCUGGGCGCCGUCUACUACUGCCUGCGCAGGCGGCGCCUGCAGGAGGAGAAGCAGAAGUCCGUCAAUGUCAAGAAGACCAUCCUGGAGAUGCGCUACGGGGCCGACGUGGACGCCGGCUCCAUCGUCCACGCCGCCCAGAAGCUGGGCGAGCCCCCCGUGCUGCCCGUGGCCCGCAUGUCCUCCAUCCCCUCCAUGAUUGGAGAGAAGCUGCCUGCCUCCAAGGGACUGGAGGCCGGGCUGGACACACCCAAGGUGGCCACCAAAGGCAACUAUAUCGAGGUGCGCACAGGGGCAGGGGGGGACGGCCUGGCCCGUCCAGAGGAUGACCUCCCGGAGCUGGAAAACGGCCAGGGCUCGGCCGCCGAGAUCUCCACCAUCGCCAAGGAGGUGGACAAGGUCAACCAGAUCAUCAACAACUGUAUUGAUGCCCUCAAGCUGGACUCGGCCUCUUUCCUGGGGGCUGGCAGUGGUGGCGGGGACCCUGAGCUGGCCUUCGAGUGCCAGUCCCUCCCUCCAGCCGCCACCACCUCCACGGCCACCGCCCCUGGGGCGCUGGAGCGGCCCGGCUUCCUCUCUCCCCCCUACAAGGAGAGCUCCCACCAUCCGCUGCAGCGCCAGCUCAGCGCCGACGCCGCGGUCACCCGCAAGACCUGCAGCGUGUCGUCCAGCGGCUCCAUCAAGAGCGCCAAAGUCUUCAGCCUGGACGUGCCCGACCACCCGGCCGCCCCGGGGCUGGCCAAGGGCGACUCCAAGUACAUCGAGAAGGGCAGCCCCCUCAACAGCCCGCUGGACCGGCUCCCGCUGGUGCCCGCGGGCAGCAGCGGGGGCAGCGGCGGGGGCGGGGGCAUCCACCACCUGGAGGUGAAGCCCGCCUACCACUGCAGCGAGCACCGGCACAGCUUCCCCGCCCUCUACUACGAGGAGGGCGCCGACAGCCUGAGCCAGCGCGUGUCCUUCCUCAAGCCGCUGACCCGCUCCAAGCGCGACUCCACCUACUCCCAGCUGUCCCCCAGACACUACUACUCAGGGUACUCCUCCAGCCCCGAGUACUCGUCCGAGAGCACGCACAAGAUCUGGGAGCGCUUCCGGCCCUACAAGAAGCACCACCGCGAGGAGGUGUACAUGGCCGCCGGCCACGCCCUGCGCAAGAAGGUCCAGUUCGCCAAGGACGAGGACCUGCACGACAUCCUGGAUUACUGGAAGGGGGUCUCGGCCCAGCAGAAGCUGUGACCCUCUCCUCCCUGGUGAGGCUGCAGGGGGAGGGCCAGGGCGCUCCGGGGUAGGGCCCCGGGGGCCGGGCGGGCAGGGGCGGACGGCCCAGGCGGAGGAGUGGACGCACACGCACACCCGCACGCACGCACCACGCACACACCUGACCACCACCUGACUGUGAACCAACCAACACCGACAAUAACGGACAGGAAAACAAGACACAUUUUCCUUAAAGUUUACAAACUGAUACCGAAAUCAGUCGUCUUUACUGUGCUGCCCAGGGACGCUGCCCGGCGUGCGGGGCUGGGCCAGGGGCAGGCGAGGAGGCCA
This is a messenger RNA of Marmota monax (woodchuck), 4410 nucleotides long. It is a transcript of the gene Elfn2, whose product is annotated as extracellular leucine rich repeat and fibronectin type III domain containing 2. Lineage: Eukaryota; Metazoa; Chordata; Mammalia; Rodentia; Sciuridae. Gene Ontology annotation, molecular function: protein binding. The coding region runs from base 1636 to 4098 and encodes 820 amino acids. The record is from RefSeq and is a predicted model, not a curated record. The transcript has 2 exons. Gene Ontology annotation, cellular component: plasma membrane.